Messenger RNA from Cooperia oncophora, 918 nucleotides. Lineage: Eukaryota; Metazoa; Nematoda; Chromadorea; Rhabditida; Trichostrongylidae. The record is from the annotation of a GenBank genome assembly.
AUGAUUGAAAAAAAGUCCUUAUGGGAGCUGAUCGAGCCGAUCUCCGUCAGAGCCCGAGCAGUUGAAGAAUUCGUUUACGAUGUUGCUGAUACAGUCGUUUGUAUUGCCGAAGCGAUUGAGGAUCCUUUUGGUCCUUCUACCCGGAUACCAGAUCUAGAAGAAAAGAACUUGUCCCGGUUGGAUAUGGUUACGAUUGAUCUCUUGGAGGCAUACGAUGAGGUGCUUAAGGAAACAAAAAUAAGUUCCUCAAGUCGACGGAGAGACGAUCUCGGCAAAUUGUUAAAGCCCCCCACUCCACAUCCUGAACGACCAGCACGGCCUUACGUUAUUGGAUUAUGUGGCGGUAUCGCUUCAGGAAAAAGCAACAUCGCCAAAAUAUUACGAGAACAGCCCGGAUUCGAGGUGAUCGACUGUGACAAAUUAGCCCACAAGUGCUAUGAACCAGGAAGCGAACUCAUUGAGGAGAUCGACAAGCAUUUCGAAGGUGUGGUCAAAGAUGGAGUUGUUGACAGGAAAGCUUUAGGAAAACUCGUUUUUGGUAACGAAGAAAAACUUCGAACAUUGUCCGGAUUAGUAUGGCCAGUUUUGUUGAAGAAAGUCGAAGCGAUUAUUGCAGCUUCAAAAAGUGAAGUUAUUGUGAUAGAGGCUGCUGCUAUUGUGGAAGCACAAUGGCAUUUGUAUAUGAAUGAGUUGUGGACAGUAUUUGUACCACACGAAGAAACGGUGCGGCGGAUUAUGGAGAGAGAUGGACUACCCAAAGAACAGGCCGAGGUUCGAAUAAAGAGUCAGAUUACGAACAAAGAACGUAUUGAUCACAGCAAUGUGGUGUUCUGCUCGUUAUGGGCAUAUGAAGAAACUCGUGCCCAAGUUGAACGAGCUCUUGAGGACCUACAGUCACGUCUUUCAGAUUCAUCUUAG